AUGUUCAAGCGCUUUCGUUCCAAGAAGUCACGCCCUGGGCAUGAUGUUGAGGUUCCAGGAAAGCAGGAUGCCAAGCGACCCAUACCUUCGCUUGGUAUUAUAGCACCAGCCGAAGUCUCUGAGACGCCCACUCUCCAUGAGACAGAGAGCACACCGGAACGAUCAUCGGUUUCAAAGCGUCUAACGCCGUCCUUGAUCGCGACGUCCAAUGACAGCCGCAGACCAAGCCCUACUCGCAGUGAGACCUUGGCUUUGGGACUCCAUGUCCUUCGUGAGCCGGAGGAGAUCGCCUUCGACAUAAUCUUUGUCCACGGGCUGGGUGGACAUAGUCAACGAACCUGGUCGAAGAAUCACGACCCAGGGUUCUUCUGGCCUGAACUAUGGCUCCCUUUUGAGCCUGGAGUUGAAAAGGCUCGGAUAUCUACCUUUGGCUAUGAUGCAAACUGGCGCGGUGCAAGCCGGAGUAUCUCAAAUAUAACGGACUUUGCCAAAGAGUUAUUGUUCGAAAUGCGAUUUGCCAGGACUCUUGCAGGCGAGGAGUUGAAUAUCGGAUCGAGGCCAGUUGUUUUCGUUGCCCACAGCAUGGGGGGCCUUGUGGUGAAAAAAGCAUAUCUCCUGGGUUUUCACGAUGAAAUCUACUCGAAGAUGGUCUCAUCCAUCCAGGGUAUCAUUUUCCUUUCCACCCCUCAUCGUGGGAGCAAUCUUGCCGAAGUACUCAACAGAGUAUUAUCGGCGUCUUUCCAAUCUCCGAAAAGCUUUAUAUCAGACCUCACAAAGAGCUCGCCGGCAAUUGAAGAGCUGAACGAACAGUUUCGCCACCACGCAUCGCGGCUUUCUACUUGGUCCUUUUACGAGACGCUUGCUACAUCAAUCGGACUCAAGAAUGUUAUGGUAUUGGAAAAAGAGACGUCCAUACUUGGCUACCCAGCGGAGAUCUCCCGCCCUCUCCAGGCAGACCAUCAUGAUGUCUGCAAGUACUCAAGCCCAGUCGAUUCGAAUUAUUUGAGCGUCAGGAACGCGAUAAUCUUCCUAGCCUCCACUCUUUCUUCCAGAGAUACCCGAAGUAAAGCUGAGGAUAUUGACACGACCGACAGCGAGAGCACGGUGCUCCAGUGCCUGUCUCGAGCCUGCCCGACAGCUGAAGAUGAUUACCGUGCAAUUUUGGAUAAGUGGGUGCCAGACACAUGCACGUGGAUAUUGGAGAACCCAUGCAUCAUGCGCUGGCUUGAUUCAACGCCGAAGUCACGAAUUGUGUGGUACGUCGCACCGCCCGGCAGUGGUAAAACAACUAUUGCUGCAUUCCUUGUGAAUCACCUAAGAAGGGCAGGUGUUCCGUGUCAGUUCUUCUUUUUCAAGUACUCGGAUCAGACGAGAAGGUCCGUUGCAACUUGUUUCAAGGUACUCGCGUACCAGCUGGCCAAAAGCGUAACAGCUUUCAGGAAAGAAUUGGGCCGCAUUUCGCCAGAGACCUUGGGCCUCGAAUCGAGUUCGGACCCGAUGUUGACAUGGCGAGCACUCUUCGAACAGGCCUUACUGAAGGCUUCAUCCAGCGAAGUUUACUGGGUCAUUGACGCUCUGGACGAGUGCGAAUCUCCGCGGAUAUUCUUGGACUGCCUGAAAAGCAUUUCUGAUGCAAACGUCCCAUUCAGAAUUAUCUUGCUCAGCCGUAGUACAGAUGUUAUUUCGGCAGGUGUUGACAGACUAUCCUCUGGGAUUCUUGUCGAACAGAUCGAGAGCCCCAACCCAGAUCACGCCCAAGAAGAUAUAAGACGAUUCCUCACACAAGAGCUCCGACACAUGAGGGGGGAAACUGACUUCAAAGAUCGCCUGUUAGAAAAACUGCUCGCUCGUUGCGAAGGGAAUUUCUUAUGGGCAAAAUUGGUCUUGGACGAGAUUCUGCAUUGUCAUACAGAGGAGGGCAUCGAAAAUCUACUCAGAGAAGUCCCAGACGACAUGAAUGAUUUGUACAGACGCAUGGAGGAGAAUCUCACCAGUUCCGUUCGCAGGGCCAACAAACCUCUUAUUCUGGCGUUGUUUCAGUGGACUGUUUGUGCUCAACGGCCGCUCGACCUGAAAGAGAUGUCACAGGCUCUUCAACCUCAGUUCUCUCACUUUGUCGACCUCAGAUGGACCAUCAAAGAGACCUGCGGUCAGUUUCUUCAGGUUCAGGAGAGUGGUCAGAUCGAUAUGCUGCACCAUACGGCCCGGGAGUACCUCACCAACAACCGCGAUGGUGAUUUCCACGUUGAGCCUCGAAAAACGCAUGGCAUUCUCUUCCAGACGACCAUUAGAGUUUUAAGCGACCCCAAUCUACGUUGGAGACUUGUUCAAAGCCAAAAUCUCCUACAGGACAGCGAACCUUUCGUCUAUUACAGUGCAGUCAAUUGGUCCUAUCACCUUGGCCAUAGCAACCAGGCCUUCGACAGGUAUCUCGACCUACUUGUCGACUUCUUUCGCGGUCAGGCAGUUUUGACCUGGAUUCACAUCUUGGCGGUAUCGAAGAAACUGGAAGUCCUGGUCAAGACCUCCAGAGUCUUGACAUCAUUUGUGCGGAUUUUCAAAAGGCUCAAUGCUACGAGAAAUCCGAUGCAACAUCGCCUGACGGACGUUCAACUUCUCGAGGACUGGUCGGUUGAUCUAAUCAAAGUCGUUGGAAAGUUCGGAUCCCACAUAAUGUCGAUUCCUGGCGUGGUUUACGAAGUUGUACCUGCAGUCUGUCCCGGAGAAAGUGUCUUGCGCCGAACAUGCUACUCGCCUCAUACAAGCUCUCUGAGGAUACAAGGGACCGAAAUGGAGGACUGGAGUGAUAACCUCGCUAGGCUGACACUUGAUGGAAAAUCGAAAUGCUACAAGAUAUCGUGUGCAGGCAAAUAUCUUGCCGUCCUCGCUCUGGGAAUCCCAGGGGCGACUUAUAUCUGGGAUACGACCAACUUCGCACGGGUUUGUGUCGUGGAGCAUGGAGAAGCUGUUGUAGCUAUGGUCCUCAACGCUAGGGGGGAUACGCUCGCCACGUACGGACUCAAAACCACCAAGAUGUGGUCAAUUCCUUCGGCAACACUUCUGAGAUCAACAACAAAUCCUCGCUAUGUCAAAGCCAAGGCCCUCGUGUUCGCUGAGGGCGACCGGAAACUCUUAUUUGGUGGUGAUGACAAUGUUGUUCGAAGCAUCUCUGUGGAGGACUUCAAAGGGUGGCAAAUACCUCUUCCUCAUCUUCUCAAGGAGACAAUCCGCAUCGAAGGAGCAAUCAUUAAUUCUCCGAUGUGUAUCGCCUUCAACAGCGGUAACAACCUUGUCGGUGUAUCAUACCGAGGCGCACCCCUUUCUAUCUGGAGUCUUCUGGAUGGCCGCUGUAUGAACCGAUGCUAUAGGUCCAAAUCUUUCCAGGACGAGAGGAGACAAUCUUCAAACACAUCGCCAAGCUCCACCGCGUGGUGGGGAGUCGACAGGUUCACAUGGAAUCCAGUCACGGAUCACGUACUCGGGGUGUACAGAGAUGGAUGCGUUUUCAAGUGGCACCCCUUGACGAACGAAAAUGUGGAAGCACCGAAUGCACGCGCAGACGAAAUAGCAGCCAGUCCAGACGGCAAGUUUUUCGCUACUAGCAGCAGCAACGGCGCUGUGAAGAUUUGGAGCUUUGCCUAUUUCACAAUCAUUUACCAGUUGUCAUCCGAUGACAUUGUGGCUCAGUUGGCGUUUAGUACGGACAGUCGCCGUUUCUAUGACCUGCGCGGCGGUUCGGUGAAUGCCUGGGAGUCGAACAGUCUGGCCCGGUUCUUCGAUCAAGAGGAGCAAGUCACCAGUGACACAAACAGCGAGGAUCGGUCAACGACUGAAUUGUCCAAGUUCUCAGAAGCAACGCUCGUACCGUUCGAAGCAAUUUCGGCAUUUGCUCCAACCGCAGACGGGUCUCUUUACGCGGUGUCAUAUAAGAACGGAGCUGUGCACUUGUUUGAGAAAGGGCAAGAAAACGGCAUAGAAAUUGCCCGGUUCCAUAGCUUCUUCGAUGUGCAACACAUCCGAUGGAGCAAAGACGGGCAAUACGUCACUGCCUGA
Molecule: messenger RNA, 4053 nt
Organism: Diaporthe citri
Lineage: Eukaryota; Fungi; Ascomycota; Sordariomycetes; Diaporthales; Diaporthaceae
Exons: 3
Coding region: 1-4053 (1350 amino acids)
Molecular function (GO): protein binding
Source: RefSeq, a predicted model, not a curated record